This is a messenger RNA of Pochonia chlamydosporia 170, 1332 nucleotides long. Its product is annotated as ubiquitin supergroup. NCBI's taxonomy places the organism in Eukaryota, Fungi, Ascomycota, Sordariomycetes, Hypocreales, Clavicipitaceae. The record is from RefSeq and is a predicted model, not a curated record. Gene Ontology annotation, molecular function: protein binding. Bases 1 to 1332 code for a protein of 443 amino acids. The transcript has 3 exons.
AUGAGCGACGGGGCGGCAACUCCAUCACAACGAACGGCUAAGAAACUGCCUUUCAAAGCAACAGCCUUGCGCAAGGUUGCCUCGCUGAGAGCCCAGAUCAUAAUCGAUGAGAAAGAACUGGAGAGUGAUGGACUCGACUUAUUUCGUAGGUCAAAGGAGAUGGAGCCGAUAGUGGCUGCGGAUCAGGAGAGACGGCUAAAUAAGAAGCGGAGACAUGAUGGCCAGCGUCGCAAGUCCGCUGAGUCGUCGGCCAGUAGGUUCGUGGAUGACGUUGCCGAGAUAUACGAUAUGGUGAAAGAGAAGUCUAGAGUAUCACCUCAGGCAGCUUGGAGCGCCGUUCCCGUCGCUAGAGAGCCUGUUACACAGGGCGGAGAGCUGUCAAGGCUACGAGUUGGUCACGCCACCGGCAUCGAAGUCAUCGAAGCGGACACGCCUAUUCUCAACACGUUCAGACCUUAUACCAGACAACCCACCGGCCGCCCGAUUGCUGUUCCAUACGGAGCAAGCAUCGCACCUGAGCCUACAAAACGAAGGGGCAGUGCCAAUUCAAUACAGAGCAGCUUCAUAGCAGGAGACGAGGACGAUGAAUUUGCGACGUAUAUUCGCAAGGCCGAGGAACAACGCGCUCUGGACCAGGCAUUGCUUGGUGUUGGUUCGGAUGGAGCUGCGUCGAAGGCAAAAAUUGACAUUCUGGUGACGUCGAUUGUUCCUGAUGUUAAGCCUUGCUGUUUUAAGUUUCUCUUUGAUAAGGAGCUCCGACUAGCACGUAAUACGUGGCUUGCUCUUCAGAAACGCAAGGGAGUGCUCCUGGAUGUUGAAAGAGAGGAUGACAUUGUGCUUACUUGGCGAAGAAAGAGGGUGUAUGCAUUUUCUACGUUGCUAAAUCUAGGUAUCCGACCACAGGACAAUGGACGGGCUGUGUCGGAUGGAAACGACGCCAAGGGUUUCGCAAAUGGUCGGACAAGAGUCCACAUGGAAGCUUGGACGUUGGAUUUGUUCCGAGAAAUGGAACGUGAAGAAGAGCUGAAGCGGAAAGGAGAGACUACGGAAUUAGCAGACGAAGAAGAGCCAGCGCUGGUAGAAGAGAAACCACCAGCUUUAGAAGUCAAGACAAGAGUCAUUCUGAAGGCUCGCGACAUCGCCGACGUCAAAUUGACAGUGCGACGGACAACAACAGUUGAGACACUUAUUACUGGUUUCCGCACGCAGCGGUCAAUAGGGCCAGACAGAGAUGUUCAGAUUUGGUUUGAUGGUGACCGACUAGAAGAGCAUGCGACGAUGGAUGAGGCGGAGAUUGACGAUAUGGACACAUUCGAGGUCCAUGUCAAGUGA